Lachancea dasiensis is the source of this 651-nucleotide messenger RNA. NCBI's taxonomy places the organism in Eukaryota, Fungi, Ascomycota, Saccharomycetes, Saccharomycetales, Saccharomycetaceae. The record is from the annotation of a GenBank genome assembly.
AUGUCGUUAGCACCAAGAUUUGGUGUGUCUCACACCAUUUUGGCUUCGAAAGCUUUAGAACCUUCCUCAGCUGCCAAGGGCAACGUCGUGGAGUUAUACCUGGACUACUGCUGCCCCUUUAGUCGCAAAUUGUACGUCAAAUGGGUAAAGGAUGUGAUUCCUGUGAUCGAAAAGAAGCUGGACAAGAAGUUUGAAUUCAAAUUGCUGCAGGUUGCGCAGCCAUGGCAUCCAUCGUCCAUUUUGAUGCACGAAGCGGCUCUCGCUGUCGCACAGACAGAACCCGCACGCUUCCAGGACUUCAGUAUGGCUCUUUUUGAAAAACAGCGAACUUGGUUUGACGAAAACUGCUUCAACAAGACGCGCCGCGAGAUAUAUGAAGAAUUGGCCUCGCUAGCUGGGGAAGUCGGGGCCUCCCCAGACCAGAUCCUGCGUGCGCUGACCAUUGACGAGCACAAAUUGGACGAACAGGGCCAGGCCACCAACACUGGCAACAAAGUGACCAAAGAUCUCAAGUAUUUCACCCGCUACCACAGACAGAAUGGCGUGCACAUGACGCCUACCGUAGCGGUCAAUGGAAUCAUUCUCGGAACCAUCGGUAGCGGAAAUGCGCCGGAGGAGGUUAUGGAACUGUUGGAUGGUGCUACGUCGUAA